AUCUGUAUAUCACCACACUUACACAUGCACGUGGUCCCCAUAUCAGUUUAAAGUUCCCUAUAUUGACAUUGAUUACUUUGGUCUAUUUACUUACUCAGCCGACCCACAAACGUUGACCGAUGGCGCUCGUAGGUUGUUGUGGUACAGGGCCGGGGUAUGCCACGCCCCUGGACGCCAUGAGGCAUGGUCCCAGGGAGAAGAUCGUGUACCUUCCCUGCAUAACACCCGUAAGCAGAAAGAAGGAACAUUCGGACUAUCUAGCGACGGUAGACGUGGAUCCCACUUCACCAACCUAUAGUAAAGUUAUACAUCGUCUUUACAUGCCAAACAAAGAAGACGAAUUGCACCACUCUGGUUGGAAUGCCUGUUCCAGCUGUUUUGGAGACAGCACCAAAAGUAGAAACCGUUUGAUCCUCCCCAGUAUUAACAGUGAUAGAGUGUAUGUGGUGGAUGUGGGAACCAACGAGCGAGAACCUCGUCUGUUCACGAGUGUAGAGCCAUGGCAGCUACACAAAAAGGCAAAUUUGGGAGCCCCACAUACCACCCAUUGUCUGGGGUCGGGCGAAGUUCUCAUCAGCUGUCUUGGAGAUGAAAACGAAAACGCAAAAGGAGGUUUUAUUCUGCUGGAUGGGCAGUCGUUCAUUGUGAAGGGUAACUGGGAGAAACAGCCGUUAGAAUUUGGGUACGACUACUGGUACCAGCCUUACCAUAAUGUACUGAUAAGUACAGAAUGGGGAGCUCCAAAAGCUUUCAGGAAUGGAUUCAACCCUCAACACGUUACGGACGGUCUCUAUGGUCACCACUUGAAUGUCAUGGACUGGACAACACACGAACUAAUCAAAAGAAUUGACCUUGGGCCUGAUGGUCAGUUACCUUUAGAGAUUCGUUUCCUCCAUGACCCUACCGCUACUGAAGGAUACGUGGGAUGCGCGCUCAGCUCAACCAUUUUCAGAUUCUUCCGUGCUCCAAAUGGUCAAUGGGAGGCCGAAAAGGUCAUAAGUAUUCCUCCAAAGAAAGUAAAGGGCUGGGCAAUGGAAAUGAUGCCAGGUUUGAUUACGGACAUCCUGAUAUCUCUUGACGACCGAUAUCUGUACUUCAGUAACUGGCUCCAUGGAGAUAUCCGUCAGUACGAUAUCUCGGACAGAAGGAAUCCCAAACUUGUGGGACAGGUCUUUUUGGGUGGAAGCAUUUGCAAAGGUGGUAAAGUCAAGGUGCUAGAUGACCCAGAACUGAAGAGUCAGCCAGACCCUGUGUAUGUGAAAGGACAGCGCCUGCGAGGUGCACCCCAGAUGAUUCAGCUUAGUUUGGACGGGAAGAGAUUAUACGUGACAACUUCUCUCUUCUCUAAGUGGGAUGACCAGUUCUACCCUGAGCUUACCAAGGAGGGAUGCCAGUUGUACAUAUUGGAUGUUAACAAUGUCACCGGAGGUUUGUCGUUGAACCCGAAUUUCUUAGUGGACUUCGGCAAAGAGCCCCAGGGUCCCAUGCUGGCUCACGAGGUCAGGUAUCCAGGCGGGGACUGUAGCUCUGAUAUUUGGCUGGCCCAUACUGCCAUAAAGAACAAGAUGUAAACAUACGUGAUUUAGAUCGUACAGAAACUUUGUAGAGCACUUGGAAGCUUUGUGCUUUCUUGGACUUUUUAACCCUGCAAUAUUUUAACAGUAUAAAAUUUGAUUUGCUUCUGCAUUUUGAUUACUUUAUUCAUCUUUGGAAAUAAUGUUCAUUUCAUACUUUUAACUACAUUUGUUAUAUAAAUGUAUUGUAAUUUUAAAUAUAUUUUUAAUAUAUUGUUGUCUGUUAUGAAUGGCAUUGAUCAUGAAUACAUUACAUGCAAACCAGAAUAAAUCUUUGAAGCAUUU
Molecule: messenger RNA, 1859 nt
Organism: Saccostrea echinata
Lineage: Eukaryota; Metazoa; Mollusca; Bivalvia; Ostreida; Ostreidae
Product: methanethiol oxidase-like
Exons: 11
Coding region: 120-1571 (483 amino acids)
Molecular function (GO): selenium binding; protein binding
Source: RefSeq, a predicted model, not a curated record